CGUUGGAGAAAAUAUUACCGAUAGAAGAAUAUCAUCUCUAGUUAAAUACUAAAUUCUACGUGUCUUAUAAAUUUGUUGCUGCACAAAUCUGUAUCAUUAAAUUAAAUUAAAUACACAAUGACUGGAAUUAAAGGAAUAGUUGAAAAAUACUACAAUGACUACGUCGAAAAUACUCCUCGCAAAUUAAAGUUGGUGGACACAUAUUUGGCAUACGUACUCCUAACCGGCGUUAUUCAGUUCGCCUAUUGUUGUUUAGUCGGUACAUUCCCCUUCAACUCGUUCCUGUCCGGUUUUAUAAGUACUGUAAGCUGCUUCGUACUGGGCGUUUGUUUGCGACUUCAGGCAAAUCCGCUAAAUAAAGCGAUAUUUGCAGGUAUAUCACCGGAGCGUGGUUUUGCCGAUUUUAUAUUUGCUCACGUUAUUCUACAUUUAGUAGUUAUGAAUUUUAUUGGAUAAAAAUGUAAUGGAUAUGUUACUGCAAUAAUAUAAAUAAAACAUCAAUUUAACAACCGAAGAUAACA
This is a messenger RNA of Zeugodacus cucurbitae (melon fly), 521 nucleotides long. It is a transcript of the gene Dad1, whose product is annotated as dolichyl-diphosphooligosaccharide--protein glycosyltransferase subunit DAD1. The record is from RefSeq and is a predicted model, not a curated record. Gene Ontology annotation, biological process: protein N-linked glycosylation. The coding region runs from base 118 to 456 and encodes 112 amino acids. The transcript has a single exon. NCBI's taxonomy places the organism in Eukaryota, Metazoa, Arthropoda, Insecta, Diptera, Tephritidae. Gene Ontology annotation, cellular component: membrane; oligosaccharyltransferase complex.